Zea mays is the source of this 1680-nucleotide messenger RNA. RefSeq names its product TMPIT-like protein. NCBI's taxonomy places the organism in Eukaryota, Viridiplantae, Streptophyta, Magnoliopsida, Poales, Poaceae. The transcript is spliced from 10 exons. The coding region runs from base 165 to 1271 and encodes 368 amino acids. The record is from RefSeq and is marked validated. Gene Ontology annotation, cellular component: membrane.
ACACACAUCAGAUCGCCACAUCUCCGACACCAACCCUCCUCCCCCUCUCGCCGUCGGCCCCGCCCGUCAGCCUCGGCCGAGUGCGUCUGCCUCGCACUCCCGCGGCCCCUAUAGACAGAGCAGCCGCUCUAGAGCGGGAGGAAAGGCGAGCAGAGGAGACAGAGAUGGGGAAGGGAGGAGGAGAAGAGGACGGCGCGGCGGCGGCCGCGCGCGCGGCGGAGCAGGCGCGGGAGCUGCAGGACGCGGCGGCUGCGCUGCUGACGCAGACGCGGGCGGAGGAGGAGGCGCUGCGCCGCCGCGCCGCCGCGUUGCAGGGGGAGCUGCGGCGGCUACGCGAGGCCGCCGCGGCGCACGCGGACAGCGACAAGGUUGAGGAGGACUUGGAUCGAGCAGCGUGCCUCAUCGCUGAAGGUGACGUUGCGUCGCUGCUCCCGAGCAAGACGCAAGGCGCUUUUCUGAAAAUGUUCUUGGGACCAGUAAAUUUGCGGGCAACAAGGAAGGAGGUGCAGCUCAAGGUGAAGGAGGAGUACAAUAGCUACAGGGACAGAACUGCCUUGCUGUUUCUUUGUUUUCCGGUGAUUUUGUUGUUUCUUCGACAAUGGUUAUGGAAUGGAUGUUUUCCAGUAUUGCCAGUUCAGCUAUACCAGGCUUGGUUAUUAUUCCUGUAUACCAGUUUAGCUUUGCGUGAGAACAUACUGCGAGUUAAUGGAAGUGAUAUUCGUCCUUGGUGGAUACUUCAUCACUACUGUGCCAUGCUGAUGUCUCUUGUAAGUCUCACAUGGGAGAUAAAGGGGCAACCUAAUUGUGCACGCAAGCAGAGAGGCGUGGAACUUUUCCUUUGCUGGGCCAUAAUGCAAGGAUUUGUCAUGAUGCUGCAGAAUAGAUAUCAGCGUCAAAGAUUAUAUACUAGGAUUGCUUUGGGGAAGGCUAAAAGAAUGGAUGUUGUAUGGGGAGAGACUGCUGGUGUUGAAGGUCAAUUGUUGCUGUUGUGCCCUCUCCUUUUCCUCCUGCAGGGAUUCGAGGGUUAUGUUGGGUUUUUACUUCUGCGCACAGCUCAUACUGGCGUUGUCCCUGAGUGGCAGGUUGUGGUAUGCGGGAUCCUGCUGAUCGCGAUGGCAAUCGGUAACUUUGCAAACACAGUGGACACCCUGGUAACCAAGUCCCGGUUCAAGGCGAAGAUGAAGAAAUCCAAGGGCAGACGGGACCUCGACACAUGCCCCUCGCCAACAGGUUCAUCAUCGCCGAUAGAUUCAGCGACCACCAAAGCAUGAACAAGGCCAAGAGGAAAAGGUGCCCGUGUUUAACCCGGGUGUGUUACCACUGUAAAGCAUUUUAGUGUUUUUUUUUCUUGGCCGUCAGCUCGUAAUCCUGUCCGUCGUCUGUGUCGAAGCUCAUACUCGUGUAAUCAAUCAUCAGGCAAGUAGGCUGCUGAUGGUUCUAGGCUGGAGGUGGCCGAGAAUAAACUUGUGGUGUUUGUUUAUAUACCUGUACCCUGAAUGAACAUCGAGUGGGCUAGGGUGGUGGGCUUAGGACUAUGUAAGGCUUAGCAAAAUUUUCCAAGUAUAGUUGUGAGACAGGCAGGCAUUUGUCACAAUGAAUGAAACAUGCGAAGUUGUAUACACGUUGUGGCAAUGUGUUGCUUUGUAUGUUGGUUGGUGCAUGCUUACGUUGCUCUGAAAU